Molecule: messenger RNA, 1218 nt
Organism: Synchytrium microbalum
Lineage: Eukaryota; Fungi; Chytridiomycota; Chytridiomycetes; Synchytriales; Synchytriaceae
Exons: 12
Coding region: 1-1218 (405 amino acids)
Biological process (GO): protein phosphorylation; intracellular signal transduction
Cellular component (GO): nucleus; cytoplasm
Molecular function (GO): ATP binding; MAP kinase activity
Source: RefSeq, a predicted model, not a curated record
AUGUCUGAUAAAGUAAAGCUACCGGGACUUCUGGCUAAGAGGUAUCAGAUUCUGAGGGAAUUAGGGCAGGGCGCCUAUGGUAUCGUAUGUGCUGCAAAGGACUUGGAAGCUGAGCCCAAAUCUGUAAACGAGGAAGUCGCAAUCAAAAAGGUGCAACGUGUCUUUGAAAAGUCCAUUCUCGCCAAACGUGCUCUACGAGAAAUUAAACUCUUGAGACACUUUUCUAAUCAUGAAAAUAUCACAUCCAUCCUGGACAUGGACAUUGCCGAUAUCAACAAUUUUAAUGAAAUUUAUCUCAUUCAAGAACUGAUGGAAGCUGACCUGCACCAAAUCAUUCGAUCAGAACAACCGUUGACUGAUGCACACUUCCAAUACUUUAUUUAUCAAAUAUGUCGUGGAUUAAAGUACAUUCAUUCUGCAAAUGUCUUGCAUCGUGAUUUGAAACCUGGUAAUUUACUAGUAAACGCUGACUGUGAACUCAAAAUCUGUGAUUUCGGGUUGGCUAGAGGGUUAUCAGACUCUACUUCUGGAUUCAUGACUGAAUAUGUAGCUACUAGAUGGUACCGUGCUCCUGAAAUCAUGUUGUCGUUUAAGAGUUAUACUAAAGCUAUCGAUAUGUGGUCGGUUGGAUGUAUCUUUGCUGAACUCUUGGGUGGAAAGCCUCUCUUCAAAGGUCGCGACUAUGUAGAUCAAUUAAACCAAAUCCUCAACAUAUUGGGUACUCCUGAUGAUGCUACUCUCAAGCGUAUCGGUAGUGAACGAGCACAAUUGUACAUUCGAUCACUACCAAAGAUGAAGAAACAACCAUGGGAAAGACUCUAUUCUCGUGCCAGCCCCAAUGCUCUAGACUUGCUAGAAAAGUUACUUACUUUUGAUCCUGCUGCUCGAAUGACUGUAGAAGAAGCUCUGAGUCAUCCAUAUUUGGAAGCUUAUCAUGAUGAGAAUGAUGAGCCAUCGCACGAACGGCAGUUUGAUUUCUCAUUCGAGACUGUGGAAUCUAUUGAAGAAAUGAAACGCAUGAUUGCACAAGAGGUCAUGGAAUACAAGGCACAAAAGCUGGCACUUUCGCAAAACCAGUCUACUCUUCCACCACCAAAGCAACCACUGGCUGGUCCAACAAGAUCCCAAGUUGGUCAUGUUGAAAAGGAUGUUGACGAGUACGUUGGUCAAGCAAUGGAUUUGGACGAGGAAUUGCGACAACGAGAGGUCGCCCAGUAG